AUGUGGCUGCUCCUCGUCCUGCUGCAGGCUGCAGUCCUGCCUGCUCAGCCCUGCGAGGCCCCAGGGGAGGAGGCGGUGGCAGCGGUGCAGGCGCUGAGCAGGCGGCUGCUGGGGCUGGCAGCCGACCCGGGGCGGGACCCUGACCCCAGCGUCUACCUGGCCCUUCGCCUGGCUGGUGACCACCACCUGGCUGGGGAGCAGCAGUACUUGACACGGCUGCAGGACACCUUCCAGAGCCACUACAACCGGACCCUGCAGGAAGCUGUGCCACCCCACGGCCACCCUCACCGGGACGCCACGGCGGAGUGGCCGCAGACGGGGCGGCUGGCGCUGUACCUACUGGGGCUGCGGGCCACUUGUCCCCCACCGGAUCCCAGUUCCCAGCGCUCGCUGGUGACAUGGCUGAAGCACCACCUGGAGGAGGACUGGGCAGGGUCCCGGCGGCACGGCCACCCCCUCACCAGUUACUACCAGUACAGCCUGGGCGUCCUGGCGCUGUGUGUCCACCGCAAGCGGGUGCGGGAGGAGGUGAUCCGCCGGCUCCUGGAGGCUGAGCACCACCACAAGUUCAGGCACGCCGGUGGCAGUGCUGUGGACACAGAGGCGGUGACAGUGCUGGCCUUCACCUGCCUGGAGCGGAAGCGGCUGGUGAGGUCCCGGCUGGCGGCAGAGCUGCGGGCGGCCAGGCGCAGGCUGAGGAGGAGGAUGGUGGAGGAGCAGCGCCCCGACGGCUUCUUUGGCAACGUCUACAGCACCCCGUGGGCCAUGCAGGUCUUCAUUGCCAGCAACAUGUGCCAGAUGCAGACAGUGUAUGGCCAGGCCAUGGCUGCACUGCUGAAGAACAUGGAUGCCUUCACCACCACUGCCACCAUGGCCCAGGUGCUGCCAGUGCUGCAUGGCCGCUCUUACCUGGACAUCACCUCCAUGCGCUGCCAGGAGGAGCCAGACACGCUGACCCCCAUCAAUCCUGAGCCACUGCCUGAGAUGCUGGGGACCAUGAUGGUACAGCUGGUGGUGGAGUGCCCCUUACCAGGGUGUUCCCAGCACCGCCUCUAUGACCAGCUGGUGCCCGCGCCUGCCGGUGCCUCCCUCCUGGAUGUGCUCAGGGCGGCUGCUGCCCAGGAACCUCACAACUUCACGUUUGACACCCAGGAGACCCCCCAGGGCCCCUUUCUGAUCAGCGUGCUGGGACUGGAAGCCCAGCAGCAGAAGCGGAACUACUGGCAGCUCCUCACUGACCCCAGCACCAGCCUGCAGAUGGGUGUUGCUGAGUACAGACCUCGCGAUGAGGACACCAUCAUCCUCCGCCUGAGCAAGUGGUAGAGGGG
Molecule: messenger RNA, 1328 nt
Organism: Indicator indicator
Lineage: Eukaryota; Metazoa; Chordata; Aves; Piciformes; Indicatoridae
Gene: TCN2
Product: transcobalamin 2
Exons: 10
Coding region: 1-1323 (440 amino acids)
Biological process (GO): cobalamin transport
Molecular function (GO): cobalamin binding
Source: RefSeq, a predicted model, not a curated record